AUGUUAUCUUCACUCAAGACUUCCCUUGCCACUUUGCUCCUCGUUGCAACGGCGACCUCUUUCUGCAGCGCAGCCAACAAGCAGCCAUUGAUCUUCGAUUCGGACUAUGGUCCUUUUAUCGACGACGUUUUCGCUUUGGGAUUGUUGGUCAAUUCCUUGGAUAUCGUCGACCUCAAGUUGGUUCUUGCCACUUCCGAUCGUCCUGAGCUCUCUGCGACAUGCAUUGCUGCUCAGCUGGAACUCUCUGGUCACUCCGAGAUUGAAGUUGCUGUAGGUUCCCCUUUCCCUGACUACUCUGAGCGUGGAAGUGUCUGUGCCAUUCAAGGAAUCUUGGGAUUUGCCAUGGAACCUGAAUGUAAUCAGUAUUCGGGCCCUCCACCUAUCCAGAACGGUGUUGAGUACAUGGCCAACAUGAUCAUGGACUCUGGUCGAGAUGACUGGUGGUACUUGGUGGUUGGUGGUCAAUCGUCUCUCCGUGCCCUUAUUGAGGCAUACCCUGAGGCUGCUGCCAAGAUUGACACUGUCAUUGUCAUGGCUGGAAAUUGGUGCGCCGAUUUCGAACCUUACCCAGAUGUUAUGGCACCAACGGACGAAACCAAUAUCGGAUGUGACCCGGCUGCCGCUAACUUUGUUCUAGAUGGAAACAACAUCCAAUUUAAUAAUGUGUACUACGUUCCUGUCGUCAUGGCUGACGAAAUCGGUGGAGAUGACUACAAGGUUUUCGUGGAUGCCACUGAAACAAAUGCUGCAGCUAAUGCAACUUUGACUUGGUACAAGAUUUGGUCGGCAGCUGGCCGAGCAGAUGAAAAUCUUUUGGUUCAUGCCGAAGCCAUGGCGUACGAUCCCGAUACGGAAAGUACUCCUCAAUUUGACCCUGUGGCAGUCAUGUUGGCGCUGGAACUCUUGGUCGAUGACUGCGACAGAAUGACGCUAUUCGAAAUGGAAGGAAUUCAUUUCUUUGAAGCCGACGACGAGGGUUUGCAGCCAUUCCCGAACGCACCACGUUCAGCAUUUUCGCUUCACACUGGAAUUCCUGAUACAGCUACCCUCCCUGCUGAAUGUCCAAACAUUACCAGUUUCACGUUCAACGUGACUGAUACCCCGGAAAUGGAGUAUCCGGUCCAGGUAGCCCUGGGCUUCAACUCUCCUGCUGACAAGGCCGCUGUAUAUGCGGAUAUGGCUCGUCGUAUGGCUGGCGAGAAAAUUCUUUGUGGAAAGGACACCUCCACUCUCUUCACAGACCCACCUGUCGAGACUCCAACUGACGCUCCGGUCACUCCAGAAGCUUCACCAACUGUUGCUCCUGUAACUCCAGAGGCUUCACCAACUGUUGCCCCCGGUGGAGAUUCUGGUGUCUGCACGCUUGGACAUGUCAGUGCCAUUACCGUGGCUUUGAUUUCGAUGUUGUUUUAA
Messenger RNA from Cylindrotheca closterium, 1413 nucleotides. The record is from the annotation of a GenBank genome assembly. Lineage: Eukaryota; Bacillariophyta; Bacillariophyceae; Bacillariales; Bacillariaceae.